CCGGGCGCGCGGGAGAUUUGAACUUUCCUUCCGCGGGAAAGUUAAGUUGCUCGCCGGUUUUGUCGGCGGGCCCUGCAACUACCUGGUCUCGGUAAGGGCUAGAAGGAUGGUGGAAGGACCAGGCUGUACUCUGAAUGGAGAGAAGAUUCGAGCACGAGUGCGCCCGGGCCAGGCGGUGACCGGCGUGCGCGGAAGUGCUCUCCGGAGCCUGGUGGGACUCGCAUCGCCUCCCGCAGCCUCCCUUGCUGAGGGCUCUUUGCAGGUUGCUGCAGUGAAUAACAAUGAGGAUUUUGACUGGAAUUUCUUGAGACUGUUUAAUGGGUGUGCUUACAGUGGCGUAGAAACUUUGGGGAAGGAGCUCUUUAUGUACUUUGGCCCAAAAGCUUUACGGAUUCAUUUUGGAUUGAAAGGCUCCAUCUUGAUUAAUCCACAUGAGUAUAAAAUCAAAAAUGGAGUUUCUCCUGUUUUUGAAUUGCAGCUCACCAAUGAUUUGAUUUGUUUCUUUGACUCUUCCAUAGAACUCAGGAACUCGAUAGAAAGCCAACAGAGAAUAAGAGUGAUGGAGGGAUUGGAUGUGUGUUCACCUAAGUUCAGUUUCUCAAGAGCAGAAAAUGAAGUUAAAAAGCAGAAAGAUCGGAUGCUGUGUGAUGUGUUAUUGGAUCAGAAAGUGUUGCCUGGUGUAGGGAACAUCAUCAAAAAUGAAGCUCUCUUUGACAGUGGUCUCCAUCCAGCUGUUAACGUGUGCCAGUUAUCAGACAAACAAACUCAUCACCUUGUGAAGAUGAUCCGUGAUUUCAGUAUUCUCUUUUACAGGUGCCAUAAAACAGGAUCUGCCAUCUCUAAGCACUAUAAGGUUUAUAAGCGUCCUAAUUGUGGUCAGUGCCACUGCAAAAUUACCAUGUGUCGCUUAGGGGAGAACAGCAGGAUGACAUAUUUCUGUCCUCAUUGUCAGAAAGAAAACCCUCAACAUGUUGACAUCUGCAAAUUGCCAACUAGAAAUACAAUCAUCAGCUGCACAUCUGGAAGAGGAGAACACCAUAUGGAUUUAGUGGCUCAGAAAUCUGAGGAGCAGUGGACCUGUGUGGUCUGCACCCUAAUAAACAGACCCUCUGCCAAGGCGUGUGAUGCUUGCUUGACCUCAAGGCCUGCUGAUUCGGUGCCCAAGAGUGAAGAAAAUUCUAUUGCCCUUUACAACUUAGUGAAAUACCCUUGUAAUAACUUUGAGAACAUACACACAGAAGUGAAGAUCAACAGAAAAACUGUGUUUGGAAAUACGACCCUGGUCUUGACUGAUUUCAGCAAUAAAUCUAGUACUUUGGCCAGAAAAAAAAGCCAAAACCAGAUAAUAGAUGGGGAAUUUCAAAACUUUCUUCCUACAAACCUGUGUUUUAGUGAUACACAACACCCCUCCAACGAGAGAACAAACUUUACAACUCCACUAUCCAACAAAGUAAACAUAUCCCCUACAGUUUGCUCUCAGUCUACAUUAUUUAGUUCACCACAUAAAAAAUUGAAAACAGCCCACUACUCAGCAGCAGACCUCAAAAGCAGUGACUCUGAGUUUCCUAACAGUGAACUCCAGACUAUGCCAGAUGACUCUUGUUCCUUAAAUGCUGGCAAUCCUCGGUGCAGGAAACACAACCGUCUUUGUGCUCUCCGAGUUGUGAGGAAGGAAGGUGAGAACAAGGGGAGGCAAUUUUAUGCCUGUCCUCUACCCAGAGAAGCACAAUGUGAAUUUUUUAAGUGGGCAGACCUGUCCUUCCCAUUCUGCAAACAUGGCAAGCGCUCCAUCAUGAGAACAGUGCUGAAGACUGGACCUAAUAAUGGAAAGAAAUUUUUUGUGUGUCCUUUUGAGAAAGAAAAACAAUGUAAUUUUUUCCAGUGGGCAGAAAAUGGGCCGGGAAUUAAAAUUAUUCCAGGAUGCUAAUGUUUUCUCUUUUUAAAGACUAUCCAGCAUAUAAACUCUUCAAACUUUUCACAAUAUUUAAUCUCCUUUAUUUAACAGAAAAACUAUAGAAUACUUACGGAACAUGUAAAUUAACAUACUAUAGUAUUUGAAAACCAUUCUUUUGUUAAAUGUGAGUUAUCUUUUUCUUUUAUCAUAAUGAAUGUACUAUAUUUCACUCUGGAUGGUACAUCUCAUUUAAAAUGUGUAUUUAAUUCAUGUAGCAUU
Nannospalax galili (Upper Galilee mountains blind mole rat) is the source of this 2173-nucleotide messenger RNA. It is a transcript of the gene Neil3, whose product is annotated as nei like DNA glycosylase 3. Gene Ontology annotation, molecular function: zinc ion binding; damaged DNA binding; DNA-(apurinic or apyrimidinic site) endonuclease activity. Gene Ontology annotation, biological process: base-excision repair. The transcript is spliced from 10 exons. NCBI's taxonomy places the organism in Eukaryota, Metazoa, Chordata, Mammalia, Rodentia, Spalacidae. The record is from RefSeq and is a predicted model, not a curated record. Gene Ontology annotation, cellular component: nucleus. Bases 107 to 1927 code for a protein of 606 amino acids.